UCCAGUCUCCACGGCGUGCUGUCAUUACGCACAGAUAAUAGUUUACAUGCAGAGUGAAUGAGUCCCUGAAUCGGAUAACAUUUGCUAGAGAUCGCUCCGGUGUUAAACUCACCAAGGCCCACUUUAGGUUUUACAGUAAUAUUUGAGAUAUGCACUGAAUGGGUUAAUCAUUCCCGAAGACUUCUUGAGUUACUCCGUCUGAAGACUCCGGCUCGGCGCGCAAUGUCUCUCCCGGCCAAAGUGAUGAGAGACGGGCUGCUGGAGAAGCGCAGCAGCGGGCUGCUCCAGCUGUGGAAGAAGAAGCGCUGCUUGCUCACAGAGGAAGGACUGCGUCUGCACAACUGCAAAGGCUCAAGCGGAGGAAGGAGUGAUGCUCCGAGCUCAGCGUGGAGCUCCAAAGCCAAAGAGCUCCGAUUUGAGCGCAUGGCCACGGUGGACUGUGUGGAGUACAAGCGAGGACUGGUGUACUUCACGGUGGUUAUGGUAACAGGGCAAGAGAUUGACUUUCGGUGUCCGCAGGAGGGGACGGCGUGGAACGCGGAGAUCGCCCUGGCGCUAGUGCGCUAUAAGAACCUGCAGGCCGUACAGAUAGGGAGGAACAGGCACCUGUCCUCUGCACACCUGGGGAGCACAGGGGACGAGGAGGAGCUGUGACCUGCUCCCUUCUUCUUCGGAUGAACCAGCCAAACUGGGGAAGAAAAGAGAGAAGAAAAGGCCACCGGAUCUGUCUACGAAGCAAAAAUGGGAUGACCGCACAACCAUCAAAGAAUAUGGAUUACAGCAGAGAAAAGAGUUACAGACACUCAGUUUAUUCCUACAUGACUUAAUUCUUCUGUUAUACAAAGACGGGAUAAACAGUCUUCAUGGCUGGCAUUUAUUUUCCUGUCAGGAUGACCUCAUAGCAUGAGGUCACUGUGGAGACACCUCAUAAGGAAAAGAUGGGACAGAAAUUGCGAACACUUUACCCUUUGUGCCUUGAUUUUUUUUUUUUUUUAAAUUCUCUUUUAAUAUCGAGACAUUUUUGUAGCACUGGCGGAACUGGAGGCACUUUUUUAAGUCCGUCUUGCUUUUAUGAAAACGCAUUUGUCAGUUCUUUUACCUUCACAGGAAAGUCAAGCUACAGCUAGAACUUAACCUUGCAAAGCAGAUGGUUCGCUCAGAUUCCAUGUCUGUCAUCAGGGUGAUCCAUCUUGCAAAGCUCCAGGUUUGAAUGAUUGUGGCAGGUCUGAGAAAGGACCGGACCAUUCGGUGCAUUUGAGGAGAACAUAGCUACAGGCAGGGUUUGAUUGUAUUGCAAACCGGUAGCCAGAGGUGGACUUAACUAUUUUGGGGCCAAAGGGGAAACUUGUAUGGGGCCCUCCACAUCCAUUAUUCUCCCCAGUAAAUUCUUGUUUAUAAGAGUAACCCUUUCAUAACUUGAUGUUAAACCAAAAAUGACUGCUAACAAUGUUUUCUAAAUAGAAAUGUCUUGGCGGAUUGCAAAAAAUCCAUUUGGAGACACUAAAGGGGUAAAUGAAAACCAAAUGGCACCAGAGAAUACUGAAUUUAUCGUGUUAUUUUACUAACAAAUAACAGUUUCCCAAAGAAACCAUCUUUGUUUCAUUUGGGAUUUUUUAUUUUCCAUUUCUGGUCAUGUUUUACCAACUAAAACCUCUCAGGGAGUGACCUAAUCAAUAUAUUUGCUAGUAUAUUUGUAUAAUAUUAAAUAUCAAGUAUUUGGUGAAAUAAUCACUCCAAUGGACUUUUUUUUAGCCGUUUUUCAUAUUGAAAAGUAAAAAAAAAAAAAAUCAGACUUCACAAAAAGUCCUAACCUAAUUUACAUUUUAUCAUUUAUCGCUGCUCUUCACACCCCUACAGCAUAACCAAGUUUUCUCAAUAAUUCUAGAUUUCAAUGAGUGUAUUUACCCCUCAAAAUACCAGCGGCUGGUGUAGGAGAAAGGGUUAAAUGAACUAUGUGUUCACAGAGCCCCUUAAGGUCUGGUGCCUAAUGGUAAAGUCCGCCUCUGCCCAUAGCAAUUAGCUCAGAUGUGGCUAUAGUAAAGUGUCAGUUUUAUAAGAUCUGGAUAGCAUUUCUUUAUUGAAAGAGGAAAAAGAACCACACUGAAAGGCUUUUUGGUGGAGAUGUUUUUUUCCUCUUUUUCCAACUGGCCUCAGCUUGAGUUUUGUCCACCAACAAGCUCCACUGUUCCUAAACUACAACAACACCGGCCUGCCAAGCUCACUGUUACCUUUAGCAAAAAAAAAAGAAAAAUCUCAGCGUAAUAUUGAAGUGAAGAGCAAAUCAGCCUCAGAAAGGCAACGAAAUCAAUAUCUAUCACAAGAUCUCACAAUUCCAGCGUGAACUAAUAGUUCUCGUGAUCUUCUUCUUCUCUAGCUGCUCAAGGUUGUGACUUAGGAAAUGCAUCCAGUGAGGGUCUUUGCUGUCAGUCAGAGUGAAACCAUGGUGCACGUGCAAUUCUGCAGACACAGUAUGAGGAAUUUGUGGGUAAGGGGUUUUUAACUUGAUUACUGUCCUUGUCCUAGUGUACACACACAGUGGAAGAAUUGAUUUAUGAUGGGAGCAUGUUCACCUCUGCUGGUAGAUGGUGAUAUGCCCCCUUUCAGUGACAUUGUGGACCAUUUUCCUGUUAACCUCACUAACAAGUUAACAAGCAGUUACCAGUUGUAUGUCAAACUUUGCAGCCCUGUGCUUUUCAUGCAUACUACUCUACAAUAUGACAGGAGAUAAAGACCCAAUCUUUAGCUUGCAGUUACAACCAAAGGCAGAUGUCAAUGACACUCCUGCUACAUUUUAGUAUUAUGCAGCUACAUUGUCUGUGUUGGUCUGACUUCAAGCAAUUUAAUUUUGUACAACUGUAGUUGGACGAAUAUGUUUAAAUGCAUUUUAAAAGUACAGUUUAAGUCAGUCUGACAUGAUGAUUUGACUUUUUCUAGCUGCUUGUAAGUGUGCUAACUGUCUGACAAGCUUUGAUAACUAUUGUUUAAAACUUCACCGAUUUGCAUGUUUUCCCGAAGCUUAUGAAGUAUUUUGCUCAUACCCAUUGCACAUUAUUAUACAUAAUUGCUGAAACCAUGUACAGUAUUACACCAUACAAAAUAUUAAAUAUAUUAUUGUCAGUAAUCAUAAAGGGCUGAGAUAUUUAACUUUUUAUUCCUGAGAAAACUGUUUGUCCUCCUCUCUAUCUGUAACAUAUGAUGUCUCUGAGAAUGAAACAUGAAUCUGUGAUUAAUUUAAGGUUGAGGCCAUUAAUUGCUAAGCUCAUCUGUUUCCAGUUGUGGCGUAACCUUCCUGUUACAGCCUCUGGUAAACACACAACUCCAUGGCAUUGCUCUCCUGCUCUUGCGUGAAUGCUGAAGUCAGGACACCUUUUGUUCAGAGGACUAAUGAGAAGCACAGCGAGCCUGAGGCAUGUGCACACAAACAUCCACCCACACAAAUUCACCUACGGAGGUUUACACACGAACCAGCAAGAAAUUCAGACAGGGCCUCAGCAUCAGGAGAUUCUCCUCAGCGUUAGCGAGCGUAUGUUGUUCAUUCAAGCAUCUUUUGUAAGUGUGUGUUUAUGUGUGUGUAUGUGGGCCUCAGUGCAGGUCAAGAAU
This is a messenger RNA of Cheilinus undulatus (humphead wrasse), 3600 nucleotides long. RefSeq names its product pleckstrin homology-like domain, family A, member 3 (gene phlda3). The coding region runs from base 223 to 654 and encodes 143 amino acids. Gene Ontology annotation, molecular function: phosphatidylinositol phosphate binding. The record is from RefSeq and is a predicted model, not a curated record. Gene Ontology annotation, biological process: positive regulation of apoptotic process. The transcript is spliced from 2 exons. NCBI's taxonomy places the organism in Eukaryota, Metazoa, Chordata, Actinopteri, Labriformes, Labridae.